Messenger RNA from Wasmannia auropunctata (little fire ant), 2145 nucleotides. RefSeq lists its product as uncharacterized. Gene Ontology annotation, cellular component: cytoplasm. Gene Ontology annotation, molecular function: ubiquitin protein ligase activity. The transcript is spliced from 3 exons. Bases 177 to 1184 code for a protein of 335 amino acids. Lineage: Eukaryota; Metazoa; Arthropoda; Insecta; Hymenoptera; Formicidae. The record is from RefSeq and is a predicted model, not a curated record.
AGUCGCGCUAUCGGUCUCGGCAGAUAAGGGAACGGUGACAGGCUGACGAUGACACACGGUGCCCGGUGCUUUCGGAAGUGUACGUGUCGCUCUGGCUAUUUUUUUUCUCGUUCCCCAUCGCACGUGUAAUUCUUGCUUCUAUUUCCGUCUCGAGUGGAAGACAGUUAAAUAAAGUCAUGGACACCCUGUAUCCGAAUCUCUACGAGCGCUUCAAGACCGAGGGCCUCUGUCCCAUCUGCCUCAUGGAGAUGGAAUUGACGCCCAGAUACUCGUGCAUCAACGGCCACACCGUGUGCCACCGUUGCAAACCUUAUUACUACGCCUGUCCCACGUGCGCGGCGCCGUUGGACGUGGAGAUCCUGCCGCCGCAGAUGGACGCACCGCAGCCGGCAUACUUGAUGCCGCAUCCCCUGCCGUCGCGCCGCCACGACGAUCACAAUCCCAGCGCGCCGCCGAUGGACUUCCUGAACCACGAGAGGAGGGCCUGGGGAUCGCCCAUGCCGUCUGAAAAUCAGUAUCUCAAAUCCUGCACGUAUACUCAUCUAGGAUGUUGGGUGAAGAUACCGGAGCACCUGCGCGUGCUUCACGAGUCGAGAUGCCAGUUUCGGCCGCACUUGGAGGAGGAACACGUGCCGACCGAUCUUCGCCACGGCUACGACGAUCUGGUAGAUUGCUCGUACGCUGCGGCGGGAUGCAGGGUACGCACGGUGCCGUGGAGGCGUAGCAUUCACGAGCAGUAUUGCAUCUACAAGGACAGGUUCCAGAGUGUGGACGACAUCAGCGACAGUCUCGCGUCCACGUCGAUCGCAGGCGGCGAUUACGGCGGCGAUCCCGAGGAGUUGGUGCAGUGCAAGUUCCAGCGAUACGGCUGCAUGGUGAACAUGCCGAGGAGGCGGAAGUACAUACACGAGCAGAAGUGCAACUACAGGAGCCACCAUCAAGGAGACGUGGACGAUUAUUAUCCCUUGCCUCAGCCCGAAUUGGAUUCUGACGAACAGGUGGAAUGCCGAUGGUCCGAGUUUGGCUGCCAGGUCAGGCCGAAGCGCUGCCGCAAGCACAUUCACGAGGAUAAGUGUAACUACAGGAUGGAAGAAUGUACGUGGAAGGAUUAUGGAUGCAGCGCCAUAUUUCAGCCAGCGUUAAGAUACUCCCACGAGAACCGCUGCGAUUUCGCCCAUCAUUAAUUAUACAGGAUUAAUGGUGUUCGAGCAAAUCAGUAUGAUUCUCGCGUACAAUAUACGCGAGUUUAUCAGAGCGAUUACAAAAUAUCCUUUUCUGAAUAAUGAUUCGUCUUUUUUGGGCCAACGUGCUCGAUCAUUCUCAAUUUCCAUACUACCACAUAACACAAAGACACAUGCCAAUUGAUUGUUUCCCCUCGUAACUGUUGAAUUAAAUGGAAUACCAGCAGGAAACGUGCAUUCCUCCCUUCAAUCGAGUAACUGGAGUGUCGAUAUCAGUACAUCGAACAGAGGCCGACAAUUCUAUUUAAUCGAUAACAAGCUGCGAGCCGAGAUCGUCAAGAUAACAACAAUUAGCAAACAACAAAGCGGGGACCUGAUCGUCGGCGGCGCCGAGACGCGGGGGCGAUUUUGUAGAACGCAUUAACGGCGAUUUCCAGGAAACCCGUGGGGAUAAUACAGAAGAGGAUUAUUUACUCUCUCUCGCGCGCGCACACCACUCUCCGCGUCCCGUUCCCGCGCGGCGAGAUGGCGAGACUUCCGCCUGUCGUUCCGGGGAUCAUCUUGAGCAUGAUCGCCCGGAAUGAGGGAGUGAUGGCGUGGCUGGGAUAUCCAACACCUGCAGGCUAAUGGUGGGCUCCCUGCGCGCCCACCGUCGGGCGACCGCACCAUCGUCGCUCGACGAAACGACCUACCAUGUUCAUAACGUCCCAUUUAUAACGUCGACGUGGGCAAAGGAUGGGCGCGCAACUCUGUCUCGAUGCACAAUUACAGAUAUAGUAUCCUGACGUCUCGAAGUCAAUAAAACACAUCAGAAUAAAGUACAUCAAGGAUAAGUUGCGUAAUAAAUCAGUUUCAUUCAUUUUACUUGUGAUCGUCGAUUAAUCGUUAAGGAAAAGAACUACGUAACUUUCAAUAUAUGAUUUACGAUGUCUAAAUGGUUUUAAUAAACGAGCGUUUUUAUGGU